CUUUUCUGGCUGUGUUAGUCGGUCCUCGGACGGCGUGAAGAGAGGACGUUUAUGAUUUGUUUCAAUAGUAUUAUUUUAUUAAUUAUUAUUUAAAUUUUAUUUAUAUGAAGAUGGCUGGUCCUGAAUUUAUUUAGGGAUACCAAAAAUGGGUGCAGCAUCCGACGGUAUGGGGGGGUGGAGCGCGCGCAUCGCCGCCUGUCGGGAGUCCCGCAAGCUGGUCCUCGUGAUUGUCGCCAUCGCACUGCUGCUUGACAACAUGCUUUUGACCACCGUUGUGCCAAUCAUCCCCGAGUUCCUCUACGACAUUCGCCAUCCGGACGCACCGCUCUCCGUCUCGAUAGAAGACCUCACAACCCCCCUGCCGCCACCGACCCCCUACUGCCCGUGUAUGAACAAGACGCUCGUGGAGAACAACACACAAUUACCCUUGAACCUGACUGCUGAGAAGGAAGAGCGCCACAAGGAACUGAUCCACGAGACCGUGGCCGUUGGUGUGAUGUUUGCGAGCAAGGCCAUCGUGCAGCUUCUAGCCAAUCCCUUCGUUGGGCCUCUCACACACAAAAUCGGUUACAGCGUGCCCAUGUUCACUGGCUUCAUUCUGAUGUUCCUCUCCACGUUGAUAUUCGCCUUCGGUCGAUCUUAUGGCGUUUUAUUCGUGGCGCGAGCGUUACAGGGCAUUGGCUCAUCUUGCUCUUCCGUAUCCGGUAUGGGAAUGCUGGCUGAGAGGUAUCCUGACGAUAAGGAAAGAGGUAACGCUAUGGGUAUAGCAUUAGGAGGCCUGGCCCUUGGGGUCUUAAUCGGACCACCUUUUGGAGGACUCAUGUACGAAUUUGUUGGGAAAACCGCUCCUUUCCUGAUGUUGUCCGCUUUGGCUCUUGGCGAUGGAUUGCUGCAACUCAUGAUAUUGCAACCUGGCGUGGUAAGGCAGGAGACGGAACCGCCGUCUCUGCGUGCUCUGGUUACGGACCCGUACAUCCUUGUUGCUGCUGGAGCGAUAACAUUCGCAAACGUUGGCAUAGCCAUGUUGGAGCCAAGCUUGCCGAUCUGGAUGGCGGAUACAAUGGAAGCCAGGCGUUGGCAGCAGGGCGUUGCGUUCCUGCCAGCUAGCAUUUGUUAUCUCAUUGGAACCAACCUCUUCGGUCCACUUGGACACAAGAUGGGCCGUUGGCUGGCUGCUUGCUCUGGACUGGUCAUCAUCGGUGUCUGUCUCAUCUUGAUCCCAAUGGCACGAAAACUGGAGCACCUCAUCAUCCCCAACGCUGGUCUCGGGUUUGCUAUUGGAAUGGUCGAUUCGUCCAUGAUGCCAGAGCUCGGCUUCCUCGUGGAUAUUCGCCAUGCUGCUGUCUACGGCUCCGUGUAUGCGAUCGGAGAUACUGCCUUCUGUUUGGGCUACGCUGUUGGUCCAGCAUUCUCAGGGGCUCUAGUGAACAGCAUCGGCUUUGAAUGGAUGCUCGUCAUAAUCGCGAUUCUGAACUUCGCCUACGCUCCGUUCCUGUUGCUGCUGCGCUCUCCGCCGGCCAGGGAUGAGAAACAGAGCCUAAUCAUUAGCGAGAAAUCAUCCGUUCGCUACGUGAGCUACCAGAACGAGGAAGAAGAAUAAGCCCGAAAAAAUCAAAAUUUGACAACGCCGCCAUCUUGAGACCCGCCCGAUUCUAACAUUUUUACUAAAAACUUUGCCGAAAAUAUAUAAUGCUUGAAAGAGAAAAGAAAAAAUUAAAAAAAAAAAAAUUAGCGACAAAAUAGCUGUAAAAAGCUAAUAUUUACUAAAUUAUAUCAUAUA
Molecule: messenger RNA, 1780 nt
Organism: Nymphalis io (European peacock)
Lineage: Eukaryota; Metazoa; Arthropoda; Insecta; Lepidoptera; Nymphalidae
Gene: Vmat
Product: synaptic vesicular amine transporter
Exons: 13
Coding region: 146-1600 (484 amino acids)
Biological process (GO): aminergic neurotransmitter loading into synaptic vesicle; transmembrane transport
Cellular component (GO): synaptic vesicle membrane; terminal bouton
Molecular function (GO): serotonin:sodium:chloride symporter activity
Source: RefSeq, a predicted model, not a curated record